AUGAGUAUGGUUUGCUAUCAUCUAUCCAAGAAAGUCGGCACAGGAGAUGCCCUAGAAUUGCAAUCUCUCUUUGCCUGUUUUGCCGCAGACACGCUUUCUACAUAUAUAUUUGGUUCCGCACAGUCUUUUGGGUCCCUAAAGUCACCAGACAUAACAGAUGACUGGAAGCGAAAGAUCAAUAGUGUCUUCGAGAUGUUGGUGCUCGUUAGACAUUUCCCAUGGCUUCUCCCCUUAGCGCGCACGCUGCCCUCAGUUGCCAGUCGGAUAUAUCCCACAUCCUCAUGGGCCUUUCAAGCAGAAAUGCAAAUUCGUCAAAGUGUUAAAGCUGUGUACGAUAACCCAGACGGAUGCCUCUUUAACGGAUCACGGAAAUCGAUGCUCUCCACUAUACUUGCCAGUGAUAAAGCACCAAAGGAGGAAAAAGACUUUGAGCGCCUGGCACAGGAAAUGACUUUCAUCAUGGUGGCUGGGACCGACGCGCCAUCCCAAGUAAUGGCAAUCACUAUGUUCCAUAUUCUUCGGAGCCCGGAUAUACAUCAAAAGCUCAAAGCUGAGUUGAAUGAUGCUUUUCCUGUUCCUGUGUCUAAUGCAGACUGGAACAAAUUGGAACAUCUACCCUAUCUCAGUGCCGUGAUAAAAGAGGGAUUGCGAAUUUCUGCUGUGGUGACAACGAGACUUCCACGUAUAGCACCGGAGGAGACCUUACAUUACAAAGAAUGGAGCCUUCUGCCCGGGACUGCUGUCAGCAUGUCCAACCACUUCAUCCUACGAGAUAAUGGAAUCUUUCCUCGGCCGAUGGAAUUCCUCCCUGAGCGUUGGAUGACCUCUCCUAAUGAAGUUCACCUACUGGAUAAAUAUCUCGUCCCUUUCGCUAAGGGAAAUUCAAGCUGUUUGGGCCCAUAUAUGGCCUAUUCGUGGCUAUACUCAGCAGUGGGAACCGUGAUACGCAAGUUCGAUCUGGAGCUUUACGAGACUAAUGAGGAAAAUGUCCGCAUUGGUUAG
Penicillium arizonense is the source of this 1002-nucleotide messenger RNA. Its product is annotated as cytochrome P450. The record is from RefSeq and is a predicted model, not a curated record. Gene Ontology annotation, molecular function: heme binding; monooxygenase activity; iron ion binding. Lineage: Eukaryota; Fungi; Ascomycota; Eurotiomycetes; Eurotiales; Aspergillaceae. The coding region runs from base 1 to 1002 and encodes 333 amino acids. The transcript has 6 exons.